Durio zibethinus is the source of this 756-nucleotide messenger RNA. RefSeq lists its product as uncharacterized. NCBI's taxonomy places the organism in Eukaryota, Viridiplantae, Streptophyta, Magnoliopsida, Malvales, Malvaceae. The record is from RefSeq and is a predicted model, not a curated record.
UGCUCAACCUGGCAGAAGCGUACAGCAUACGCACACCGUCUGCUGUUUCCCUCCAAAAAUCCAUUUUUAACCUCCAAAAAAAUUUAUUCGAAAUUUCCCGACAUCCCUCCCAAAUGGACCAACCGUCUUCACCUCAUACAGCCAAUGCCGCCAACGAGUGGGAGCUCUGCAACGAAAACGGCUUCAUCUACAAACGCAAGAAGCGACGCCGCGUACUUAUCGAACCAGCACCGUUACCGGCGGAUCCCGAGGAAGAGGAGAAACGAAGGAGAGAGUGGAAGAGGAAUAAUCUUCUUAGAGUGAAAGAGAAAUACAAGAAAGAGAUCGAGGAGUGGGAGAUUUUGUCGAAAACUUUGAAGGUAAUGCAAGAGAAGGCUUUAGGGUUUCAAUUUCAACAGCAAGAAAGAGAGAAAUUAGGGGAGACAGAAGAGAAGCAGAGAAUGGCGUCCUUUUCAGGGUCUGAGAACAAAGAUAACGCCUCUGACUUUUUGGUUGAUGAGCUUCUUUUGCAGGCAGAGACUCGAGAGAUGACAAUUCGUGAUGUUUCCAAUUUGUGUGAUAUGGCAGAAGCAAUGUGCAAUGCACAAGAGGAGCGAUUGAAGCAAUCUUAUUUUGAUCUGCCAAUUUGGGCAUCGCUGCCUGACCUAAUGGCAUCGUUUUGUGAUGAGUAAGUAUCUUUUCAGAUUGUUCUUGGCUAUCAAAAGGAACAAGAUUGAACCUGGGGUGGACUCUUGCUGUAAUUUAUGUAUAACCUGU